AUGCCAGGGAUCCCGGAUGGGAAGGGAGGGAUGCGGGUGCCUAGUGAUGCUGAGAUGUUCGUUCAUGUGUUUGUGAAAGGCUUAGCCAAGCGGCAGAUAGGGAUGAGUGAGGGCGGGAAAAGCGGCAACAGUGAGAGUGGGAGGGAUGGUGAGAGCGGGGGUGAGAGAAACGGGGAGAAGCUAGUCACCUCUCCCAACCCCUCCAAACCGCUCGAAGCCACCAUUGACCCACCCAUUUCAUCCAAGUCUGCCAAGUCACCUGAACCUGCCAAAACACCUGAACCAGCCAAAACACCUGAACCUGCCAAGUCACCUGAACCAGCUAAAUCACCUGAAGCAGCCAAGCCACCUGAAUCUGCCCUGCCAUCUGAACCUGCAAAAUCACCUGAACUUGCCGGAUCGCCUGAACCUGAUAAAUCACCUGCCCAAUCCCUUGAACCUGCCAAACCACCUGAAUCGACCAUUUCAUCUCCCCUUCCUUCUAGCAGUACAGAAUCUCGCGAAGCCACGCCUCCUCCUUCCAUUUCACAGCCCAUUCCCUCGCCUCCUCUUCCCCCCUCUCCUUCUUCUGCCUCCCCUCCUCCUUCUCCUUCCCGUUCUCCUCCUACUCCUCCUCCUCCUCCCUCUCCUCCUCCUUCUACUUCCUCCUCUCCUCCUCCUCCUCCUCCUCCUCCUCCUCCCUCUCCUCCCUCUCCUCCUAUGUCUCCUUCCUCCUCUCCUCCUCUUCCCCCUGGUGUGGCAAAGGCAGAGAGAAAAGCACCAAGCCCUGGCAUCAAAGACGAGCCCUUGGAUGUGCAAGGUGCUAGCAACGAGGCAGACUAUAAGGGGUAUAACGAGGCAGGGGGAGACGAGGGGGAAACGGCGGCUGGGUGGGAUUCGAGCGAGGAAGUGAGGGGUGAGGGGGAGGGGGAAAGCGGGCAGAGAGGGAGGCCAGGGGUUGAGUCUGCGUUGGGAGUGGUGGAAAGGAGAAUGGGAGAGGAGGAGAGGGUUGAGGGGAUUGUGUUGACAGAGGCAGAAGAGAGUGAGGAAGAGGAUAAUGCGGGGUGGAUUGCGAUAGAAAAGGGUAAUGAGGGGCGGAUUGGAGUGGAGGAAGGAAAGGUGGACGCAGCAGGGGGGCGUUCUGAUGUGGAUGAAGGGAUGAGGACGAGGGGAACGGAUCCAAAAGAGAGAGCGCCUGAACGGACGAGAGAGAGACGAGAGACUUCUGAGGCUCCUGAACGAAUGAAAGAGAGUGGAAAGGUGAGAGAAGAGGCGGAGAGGGCUGAGAGGGAGAGCAAGGAGGAGGAGCAGAGGAGAUUGGAAGAGAAGCAGAGGGGGGAGAGGAAGAGGGAGAGGAGGAGGGCGAGGCGAGUGAUGCUGCUGGCAGCUCAGCUUAAGGAGGCGUUGGAGCGGCAAGGCAAGGUGGUUCUUGAGACGCCUCUAAAAUCCGCUCAGUUGAAAGAGGCAGUGGAGAGGCAAGGGGAGGGGAGGCAAGGGGCGAUGGGGCAGGGCAGAGAAGAGGGCGUGUGGGAGGAUGGGGUGGGAGAGAGGAGAGAGGGGGAUGGUGAUGGGGGUGAGGGAGUGUUGGGUGAGGGGCGCAGGGAGGGACAGGAGGGAGAGAUGGGCGAAGGCAAGCGACGGAUGGGAGAAGGGGGAGAGACGAGCGAAGGUGAGAGUGAGACGAGCGAGGAGUUGAAAGCGGUGAAGAUGGAAUAUGGAGGAGACAAAGUGGGGAAGGUGGAAGGAGGAGGGAAUGGUUUAGGAGCAGGAGGGAGUCUAGAUGUGGAGGAGUUGAGAGUGGUGGAUUUGGGGCAGGUAGCGCUGCUGCUGGGGGCUAUUGAAGGGCUCAAGGAGGUUCGGGAUCUGCCGAAGCUGAUGAGCUGGCUCGGCGGUGUGUCGCAGGGGGAAGGCGGUGAGGUUGGUCGUGCUGAGGUGGAUCCGGCCAGUGAUGACGUGUCACUGGGCAGUGCCGAGGUGUCGCAGGUGCUGUAUGAGCUGGCGAUUGCGGAGGAGAGUGAGAAAGCGCUGGCGCUGCUGAGAUGGAUGGAGGAGAGGAGGGAGAGGGAGUGGGAGGGGAUGAGUACGGAUCAACGGAGAAAGAUUGUGGAGGAGGAGAGAGCGAGAGAAGCGAGAAGCCUCGAAAGAGGGAUGCAACGGGGGGGAGAGGGAAUCGAGAGGAGGACGGCGAGUGGGGGAGAGGAUGGGGUGCCAGAAGAAAUUCAAGGAGGAGUGGUAAUUGGGGCGGUUUUGGGGGCACCUGAAAAUACCCAAGAGGGGGUGCUGUUCGGGCCAACGUCGAAUGCGUACGGUGCUGUUGUAACGAUGCUGCUUCGCUUGGGGCGGGUGGAGGAGGCUGAAGCGAUGGUCAUGGGGACAGUGCGAGAGACGCAGGAGCAGCAGGAGAAGGGGCAGAAGGGGCAGAAUGGGCAGCAGGGGCAGCAGGGGCAGCAGUUAAAGCAGCAGCAGGAACAGUGGGAGAAAAUCCAUCCUCCCCUCAUCCCCAUUCCCCACCGUGUCUACUGCCAACUCAUUGGCGCUCUGGGGCAGAGCACUGGGCAGAGCAAGGGGCAGAGCAAGGGGCAGGGCAAGGGGCAGAGCAAAGGGCAAAGCAAGGGGAAUUGGAAGGGAGGCGGCACAGAGUGGGGGAAAGGUGGGGGAAAGGGGGGUUCCGAACGGGGUUUUAAGUGGGCGGACAAAGGGCCGAGGAAGGCAGGGGAAGGGCGGCCUUCUUUGGCGUUAUGCCACCUGGUGAUGAAGGGGUGCUUGAAGGAGGGCGGGCGGGCGGGCCUGGAGGGAUGCAACGCGCUGGUGGAGGAGAUGUUUGCGAUGGGCGGCAAACUGAAACCCACUCCGCUCACUUUCUCCUUGCUGAUCCGUGCAAUGCUGCAAGAGGGGGAGCUGAAGCGAGCUCCUCGCGUGCUGCGCGAGAGGAUGCCGCGCAGAAACUUGGUUCCGCGCCUGGAGGACGUGCAUGCAGUCAUGAAGGCCCUGCUGGGGCAAGGCAAGGAGGCGGGAGUGGCCGAGGCGAUGAGGAUCAUGAAUGAGAUUCUGGAAGUGAAGGGGGAGGGGUGGAGGAGGGAGAGUACCUUACAGAUGGUCAAACCGAGCGAGGUGAGUUGGGGGAGGACGGGGAGGCAGGGGGGGGAGGCGGGCGUGGCAGAGGCGAUGAGACUCAUGGAUGAGAUUCUGGGGUUGACGAGGGAGGGGUGGCGGAGGGAGAGUACCUUACAGAUGGUCAAACCGAGCGAGCUCACCUUCCGCAUGCUCAUCCUCGGCCUGUGUCGUGAGCGCAACCCCAGUAAGGCCGUGUUCUACCUCACUUGCAUGAUGGACGCGGGACUCAUGCCCGAUAGACAGCUCUUCCGCGCCUGCAUGCUCACACUCUCUGCUCUCGGCAUCACCCGCCGCGAUGCAUUGGAGUUGUUUGAGAUGAUGCGCGGGACGAGGGGCACUCGGGCGCUGAUAGACGCAGACGUGUGUGUGCCGCCCCGCCCCCCUCUUCCAAAUAGUCCCUCUCUCUUCCAUGUAUUCCCGCUCUCCUCCCUCAACCAGGCAUCACCCGGGACGCAUUGGAGUUGCAUCACCCGCGAUGCACUCGAGUUCUUUGAGUUGAUGCGCGGGACGAGGGCCACCUGGGCGCUGAUAGACGCGGACCUGUGUGUGCUGUGCCGAUCCCGCAUCACCCGCGAUGCAUUGGAGUUAUUCGAGCUGAUGAGAGGGACGAGGGCUACGCGGGCGCUGAUAGACGCGGACAUGUGCACGCUGUUGCUGGCGGCGCUGGGCAAGCGCGGGCUGGGGCUCGAGAUGAAACGAGUGGCAUCACUCAUGCGCAAGGUGGGAAAGUGGGGCCUCUUGUGGGCGAGGGCCACACGGGCGCUGAUAGACGCGGACAUGUGCACGCUGCUGCUGGCGGCGCUGGGCAAGCGCGGGCUGGGGCUCGAGAUGAAACGAGUGGCAUCACUCAUGCGCAAGGUGGGAAAGUGGGGGCUCUUGGUAGCAGGAAGUGGAGGAGUGGUAAAAGGUGGGAAACGUGUGACUCUGGUCCUUAUUAUGGGGAAGGUUGGGGAGAGUGCUAUUGGUAGUGGGGAAGGUGGGGUCUUGGUAGUGGGCGAGGGCCACACGGGCGCUGAUAGACGCGGACAUGUGCGCGCUGCUGCUGGCGGCGCUGGGCAAGCGAGGGCUGGGGCUCGAGAUGAAACGUGUGGCCUCCCUUAUGCGGAAGGUGGGGUGUUGGUGGUGAGGAAGGAAGGUGGGGUGUUGGUGAUGGCGAUCCCUCACAGCGGCGAGUCGUAUGCGCAACUGAUCAUGGGGUAUGCACGGGCGGGCAUGUGGAGCGAGGUGGACGCUUUAGUAGCCGAGAUGGAAGAGCAGACAAGCAGAAGCAACGCCAAUGUUAAUCUUGGUGCCGAUAUUGCUGCUGAGCCUGCCUCUGUCUCUGCCGCUGCUGUUGAAGAGCUGGGGAUUGGGGUGGGGGCGACAGUGCGGGACAGCAUGGCGGUGUGCAAUGCACUGAUGAUGGCGUAUGGGAGGGCCGGCAGGAUGGAGCAGAUGGAGAUGGUGGUGAAUCGACUCAGAGUGCUGUCGCCAGAUGGCACGCUGCGAUUGGAGUCGUACAACACUCUCCUGGAGGUAUACGCUCGUCGCUGCGCCCGCAAUCCAAGAAGGCGAGGCAGAAACAAAAGCAGAAGCAGAGCCGGCACUGUUGCUACUGAUACUGCUGCGGAUUCCAAUUCUGAUGCUGCUACUCCUUCCCCUUCGCAAGGGGAAGCUAGGAAACCUCAAGCCCAGUCUGAGGGGGAGGAAGAAGAAGUAGCAGACAAGGAGGGAGAUGGAUACGUGGAAGGGGAUUUGGAGGACGAGCAGGAGGGAGGGGAGUGGGGGGGAGAGGAGGCGGAGGAGGAGGAAGAGGAAGAAGCGGUGAGGGCACGGCAGGCAGCAGCGAUGGCGGAUGUGGCACGGGUGGUGAUGGAGGUGGAGGGAGCAGGGCUCCGCCUCUCCAUGCGCUCCUAUGCUGCUGUCAUGCAGGCGCUAGGGCUCCGCCUCUCCAUGCGCUCCUGUGCUGCUGUCAUGCAGGCGCUGGGGUUGGCAGGGCACUUCGACCAGGUGAAAGGCCUGGUGGCAGCAGCACGCGCACAAGGGCUCUCAUUCUCCCCACCAGUCUACCGCAUGCUCAUAGACAUGCUGGGGCUGAUUGGUGGGGAGGAGAGGGAGAUGAAAGGCUGCCUGGUGGCAGCAGCACGAGCACAGGGCCUCUCAUUCUCCCCCCCAGUGUACCGCAUGCUGAUAGACGUGCUCGGGAGGGGGGGACGACUGGGGGAGGCGCUACUGGUGUUGGAGGAGCUGAAGAGGGUACACCCCGGGCAUGGCAAUUUGUCCGCUUACAAUACUCUCUUGCUGGUGAGUGGUGUACUCGUUAUAAAGGUGUGCACUCGUUACAAGGUGCAUCGAGAUGGGAGCAGUGAAAACUGCCUGGGGGGAGGAGGGGAGACGCUGCUGGUGUUGGAGGAGCUGAAGAGGGUGCACCCGGGGCAUGGCAAUUUGUCGGCUUACAACACUCUCUUGCUGGCCCUCCAAGACGCCCAUCCAGAGCACAUCUUUGCAGUGCUCGCCCUCAUGGCAUCGCAACGCGUGCUGGUGAUCCCACUCCCUUCCCCACCCUUCCCAUGCCCCUCCACGUUUCCUACCCUUUCCCAUGCCCGUCACCCCCUCCCCAUUCCCCUCAGGCCUUACAAGACGCCCAUCCAGAGCACAUGUUCGCAGCAUUACAAGACGCCCAUCCAGAGCACAUGUUGCAGUGCUAGCACUCAUGGCAUCAACACGAGUGCUGGUUACCCCUCUCCCCACCCUUCCCCACGCCCCUCACCCCUUCCCCAUGCCACCUCCCCAUCCUUCCCCACCCAUCCCCACGUCUCUCAGGCGCUACAAGACGCCCAUCCCGAGCACAUGUUCGCUGUGCUGGCACUCAUGGCGUCUCAGCGCGUGCUGGUGACCCCCACUCCCUUCCCCACCCUUCCAUUGCCCCCCCUCCCCAUGCUUCCCUGUGCCCCUCAGGCAUUACAAGACGCCCAUCCAGAGCACAUGUUUGCAGUGCUGGCACUCAUGGCGUCUCAGCGCGUGCUGCCCAAUCGCAACAGCCUGGGUGCCAUGCUGGCAGCGUGUGAGGCUGCCAACUCGCCACGUGGCGCUGCCAGGGUGUACCUCAGCGUGGUUGACACGUGGCGCGACGGGGUUGGCCGGGAGGGAAGUGGAGGCGGUGGGGGGGAGGAUGGGGAGGAGUGGGAGGGAGAGGAAGGGGAGGGAGGGGGCGUGGUUGAUGCGAUUCUUAAGGCUGUGGAAAGAUUUGGAGAGGGGAAGCAGCAGCAGCAGAAGGAGGGACAGCAGCAGAAGCUGAAGCAGCAGCAGCUGCUGCAGCAGCAGCAGGGGCAACAGCAGGAGGAGAAGCAGCAGCAGCGGCAGAAGCAGGAGGAGAAGCAGCAGCAGAAGGAGGGACAGCAGAAGCAGAAGGAGGGACAGCAGAAGCAGAAGCAGAAGAAGGGACAGAAGCAGCAAAAGGACGAGGAGGAGGAGGAGAGGGAGGGUCAGCAGGGGCCGAGGAGCCCCAGUAUGGAGAUGGCGGAGAGGGUGGUGAGGCUGUGUCGUGAGGGGCUGCUGGCAGGGCAGGCCGUGAGGGUGCUGGAGGGACUGCUGGCCAAUGGGAUUGUGCCAUCUGUCAAGUGCUACAGUGAUGUUAUCCAUUGCCUCGGCGAGGAGUUCAGUGCAGUGACCGGGACAGCGACAGAUGCAGCGCUGCUGCUGGAAGAACAGGAGCAGCAGCAGCAGCAGCAACCGUUCUCCUUUCGAUGGUCCUCCGACAUCCAUUCUAGCGAUAAGAACGAUGAGAGUGAUCAGAGUGGUAAGAGUGAUCAGCAUGCUGAUAAGGCCCUUCCCUACACGUACUCCAGCGACCUCCUCCUCCUCUCCUCCCUCCUCUCCAUCCAAAUCGACCGCGGGAAUUUCGACGAAGCCAUGCACACUGCGCAGUUCAUAGUCAACGAGCGCCUAGACGAGUACCUCUAUAACGAGUACAUGGAAGAGGACAAUCGAAACAGGGAUAUUAGGGGAGGAGAUUCCUACAGAGGGAUUCAGGGAGGGAGUGUGCUGCGGAGGGCCGACCCGGCCUUUUUCCCUCUCGUGAUCGGGUUUUUCCGGCUGGCGAGGCUGAUUCCGGUGGUGGAGGGGAGGACGAAGCAGAAUCUGUCGGUGCUGCUGCUGCUGCUCAUGUCGCAGGCUGUGCGGUGCGGGGCCCCGCCGCUGGUGUCCGGGUUUCUGGUUUCUGCGUGGGCUAAGGCGAAUCAGGAGGAAGGGGAGUCUCCUGUUGGGGAUACCAGCAGCAGCAGUUCCGCUAGACGGCCACGUGCUGACGUGGAUUCAGACACCGCUGACGUGGAUCCUAGCACUGCUGACGUGGCAGACAAGAAAACCUCCAGCAAGGAAGAUGCUGACCUGGACGAGCUCGUGGACGACAUCGACAGCAACGCAGACCCCGCAUUUAUGCACGUCCCACCGCGCAUUCUCGCCGAAUUCCGCUCCUUCCUCACCCUCCCGCCCUGCCCCAUUGAAUCCUCCCGUGCCGUUGCCAACGCCAUUAUUGACACGGCCUACUCCCUGCAUCUUACCCAAGCGGCUGUGGACCUUUUCUACGCUGCGAAUGAGGCUCGGAUGUUCCCGGACCUGUUCCGAUUGGAACGGGAUUCGCUGGUGCUGUCUCUCAGGCUCGUGUCGCCUGCUGGGGCUGAGUUGAUAUCUGCCGGAUUCUUCUGCCUUUGGUGCGAUAAAUCUGGACCGUUGCAAUCGUUGAUCCUGCGUCAGACCGGUCUAGAUUCGCUGGAUGAUUUCCGGCUUGCUGAGGGCUUAAGGGACCCGAUUCCGGGGUUUAGGGACCCUAUGGGGGUGACCGGGGUGGGCGUGGGUGUGGGUUUAAGUCCCGAGUAUGAACUGCUUGAGAAUUUGUCUGAAAUGGGGCGAGCGCUAGGGGGUGGAGGUGGGAGGAGUGUGGGGGGUGGUCAAGUGAAGGAGGUUAGGAUUGAGAUUCCUGGGGAGGAUGAGAGGGUGUAUGAGAGAGAGUUGGUGCGGAUGGGAGUGGGGAAGGCAGUGAAGAUGCUGGAAGUGCCUGGGGAGGUGGAGGAGGGGGAGGAGGCGUGGGGUGGUCUCACCGCUGCUUCUCAUCACUCACAGCUCUGUCUUGUGAAGCUCUUUCUCCACGCCACCCUUCUUUCAGCUUCGCAUUCUGUCGCACUCUGUCGCAUACCAUCGCCUUCCGUCACGCGCAACUCCUUCCCAGUCGCUCGCGUCAGUUUCCUCCUUCGCGCUCGCUUCGCUGCUCGCUCCGCUGGUCCGCAAUUUCUCCACCUGCUCUGCAUUCCGCUGCGCGCCAAUCCCCACAGCUUCCGCACUCCCCUACGCCGGGACUCCUGCGCCCUCGCGCGCAAAUCGCUGCGCGCCAAGCCGCAAUGGCUGCGAGGGGGGGAGCUGAGUGAAGCAGAGGCGGACGAGGUGAAGGAGGGGGGAGAUUGCAGGGCUGUUGAGGAAAGGAGGAACCCUAACCGCCUCUGCUUCUUCUCGUGUGUGAUUUCCUGCCUCCCUUCCUUUCCUGCCAGGCUGCGAGGGGGGCUGAGUGAAGCAGAGCAGCCGCAACCAAACUCGCUUCUUCUCUUCCUUCCUCUCCCUCCCCCUUCUGCCAGGCUGCGAGGGGGGCUGAGUGAAGCAGAGGUGGAAGAAGUGAAGGAGGAGAUUUCAGGGCUGCUGCUGGGGAGAGGAGGAAUACCAGCAGCAGGCAUGGUGGCAGUACCAUGGCUGAAGGGGUUCUUCUCUCUCCCAGGAGAAUUCAACAUUUCAGGCACCAGCGCGUAUAAGAGAGGCCAGAUAUUCGGCAUGGAUGCAGCAUCAGGGGCGGCAGUGGCAGCGCUGCAGCUGUCCCCUUCAGAUCACGUCCUUGACCUCUGUGCUGCCCCGGGCGCCAAGCUGUGCUUGAUCCUGGAUGAGCUCAGUGCCUCCGAGGCUGCAGCACUGCCAGCUUCACCACAGGCGGUGACACAAUCCCCGCUACAAUCCUCCUCAUUACCGGCACAAUCGUCAUUACCACCACAAUCCUCAUUACCACCACAACCCUCUGUGACGGCAGCAGCACAAGACACUUUUGAGAAUUCUCACAACGCAACAGCAGAUGAGGCAUCUCUUGAGAAUCCAAGUGGAACGGCAAAAGCAGCAGCCAUGAGCACCACAGUAUCAGGCAGUUCACCCGGCGCACCCACUGCAACAGGCACAAGCACAGUAACAGGCACAGUGACAGCAGUUGACGUCUCCCCGGCCCGCCUGGCUGCCUGUCGCACGCUGCUGCAGAAGCACCGGCUGACUGACAGGUGCCGGCUGUUCCUAGGAGACGCUACUGCUUUCCGCCUUGGGCCUCCUGUGGCAAAGCGAGGGAUGGAAGUGGGAUCAGGGCUAGAAGUUGGAUCAGCUAAGCCUCGUGGCACUGAGCUGGAGCAAUUAUUGCCACGCGUUGCUGUGGGAGAGGCUAGAGCAGUGAUGGACGAAAGGGAAGUGAUGGCAUCGCCGGCAUCAGAAGCAGACGGGGCAGCGGCAGCAUCUGAAUGGAAGAGAGGGGACCGGCCGGAGCUCUUCUUUGUUGGGCGGACAGCGUGGCAAUGGUGGGACACGGGUGUUGAAUGCGGCAAGGAUGGGUAUGAUAAGGUGCUGGUAGACGCAGAGUGCACACACGACGGCUCGCUGAAGCACAUACUCAAGUAUGACUCGUGGGGAUGGCACACUCUCAACAAGCGGUUUCUAGAUCCCCAAAGACUCAACUCCCUGGCGGCGUUGCAGGUGAGAGCAUGUCCGCUUUGCAAUGCGGUAACCAUCACCAUCUCCCCACCAAAGCACAUACUCAAGUACGACUCGUGGGGAUGGCACACCCUCAACAAGCGAUUCCUGGACCCCCAGCGGGUCAACUCGCUCGCAGCACUGCAGCGAUCUCUUCUAGAGACAGGCUUCUUGCUGUUGAAGCCUGGCGGGAGGCUGGUGUACUCUACAUGCAGGUGA
Messenger RNA from Closterium sp. Naga37s-1, 10056 nucleotides. NCBI's taxonomy places the organism in Eukaryota, Viridiplantae, Streptophyta, Zygnematophyceae, Desmidiales, Closteriaceae. The record is from the annotation of a GenBank genome assembly.